AUGAUCUACAAUUUCAAUGUAAUGAUGUUACGUCUCUUCCCCAUUCUACUUCUAAUGAUUUUUACGUCAACAGGUCUUGGCCAUCGUUGUUAUGUGUGUAGUAAGUGUCAAGACCCAUUCAGAGUUCAGGAUACUGAAAUACAAAAUGGUUGUUCCUUCUGUUCUACAAUAAGAACAUAUGUUCAAGAUAAACUACAAGUGACUAGUCGUAGUUGUGUUCCGGUUUGCGUUGAAGCUGAUGCUAGGAGAUCCGGGUCAGGAAUUGUUACAUCAUGUUGUCAAGACGAUUUAUGCAAUUCUGGUACACAAACACAAAUAUCCAUGACUUUAAUCCUAUCUUCAUUGUUUUCCAUACUACCAUUGUUAUCACGUUACUUUAAAUAAAAAAUAAACUGAUAUUUCUCUCCCAUUUCACUUGGCACGAAAAGUUUGAUUAUUGGUAUAUAUUGGUUCUAAAUAAUUAUAGAAUUUAUACUUUAUUUAUUAUGACUUAAUUAUGCUUCGUUCACACCAUCAUUUAUUCUUCAAUAAUAAAAUAUUUAUUAUUAGAAGGCUAUUUUUUGCUAUGAUUUAGUAAUGAUAGCUUAACACAUAUUGAUUAUAUUAUUAAACUGUCUCUGGUCGACGAUAAAUCUAAUUUUGAUAAUAUACGUACACUGAGUAA
Molecule: messenger RNA, 664 nt
Organism: Schistosoma rodhaini
Lineage: Eukaryota; Metazoa; Platyhelminthes; Trematoda; Strigeidida; Schistosomatidae
Source: the annotation of a GenBank genome assembly